Messenger RNA from Alexandromys fortis (reed vole), 3588 nucleotides. RefSeq names its product kelch like family member 9 (gene Klhl9). The record is from RefSeq and is a predicted model, not a curated record. The coding region runs from base 1 to 1854 and encodes 617 amino acids. Gene Ontology annotation, cellular component: Cul3-RING ubiquitin ligase complex. Gene Ontology annotation, molecular function: ubiquitin-protein transferase activity; cullin family protein binding. Lineage: Eukaryota; Metazoa; Chordata; Mammalia; Rodentia; Cricetidae. The transcript has a single exon. Gene Ontology annotation, biological process: regulation of cytokinesis; protein ubiquitination.
AUGAAGGUGUCUGUCGGGAGCGGCGAGAUGGGCGUCUCUGCCCACCUGCAGCCCUGCAAGGCGGGAACGACGCGGUUCUUCACCAGCAACACGCACAGCACUGUGGUGUUGCAAGGCUUUGAUCAGCUCAGAAUAGAGGGGCUGCUUUGUGACGUGACUCUGGUGCCAGGCGAUGGCGAUGAAAUCUUCCCGGUCCACCGAGCCAUGAUGGCGUCUGCCAGUGAUUAUUUCAAGGCCAUGUUCACAGGGGGAAUGAAAGAGCAAGAUUUAAUGUGCAUUAAGCUUCACGGGGUGAACAAGAUUGGCCUGAAGAAAAUCAUUGAUUUUAUUUACACCGCCAAACUGUCCCUUAAUAUGGACAAUCUUCAGGACACCCUCGAAGCGGCCAGCUUUCUACAAAUCUUACCCGUUUUGGACUUUUGUAAAGUCUUUCUUAUAUCAGGCGUCUCUUUAGAAAACUGUGUUGAGGUUGGACGGAUUGCCAACACCUACAAUCUUAUAGAAGUGGAUAAAUACGUAAACAAUUUCAUCCUGAAGAACUUCCCUGCGUUGUUGAGCACUGGGGAGUUUCUCAAACUCCCCUUUGAGCGGCUGGCCUUUGUGCUUUCCAGCAAUAGUCUCAAGCACUGCUCCGAGCUUGAACUCUUCAAGGCCGCCUGCCGCUGGUUGCGGCUGGAAGACCCUCGGAUGGACUAUGCCGCAAAGUUAAUGAAGAAUAUUCGGUUUCCACUGAUGACACCACAGGACCUCAUCAACUAUGUGCAGACAGUGGAUUUCAUGAGAACAGACAAUACGUGUGUGAACUUACUUCUGGAAGCAAGCAAUUACCAAAUGAUGCCGUAUAUGCAGCCGGUGAUGCAGUCUGACCGAACUGCCAUUCGGUCUGACUCUACGCACUUGGUUACGCUAGGGGGAGUUUUGAGGCAGCAGCUGGUUGUCAGUAAAGAGUUGCGGAUGUAUGAUGAAAGGGCACAGGAAUGGAAAUCGUUAGCCCCCAUGGAUGCUCCUCGCUACCAGCAUGGCAUUGCUGUUAUUGGAAAUUUCCUUUAUGUAGUUGGUGGGCAGAGUAAUUAUGAUACAAAAGGGAAGACUGCUGUUGAUACAGUUUUCAGAUUUGACCCGCGCUAUAAUAAGUGGAUGCAGGUGGCAUCCUUAAAUGAAAAGCGCACGUUCUUUCACCUGAGUGCCCUCAAAGGACAUUUAUAUGCAGUUGGCGGGCGCAGUGCAGCUGGGGAACUGGCCACAGUAGAAUGUUACAACCCAAGAAUGAAUGAAUGGAGCUAUGUUGCGAAGAUGAGUGAACCCCACUAUGGCCAUGCUGGAACAGUGUAUGGGGGGUUAAUGUAUAUUUCAGGAGGAAUUACCCAUGACACUUUCCAAAAUGAGCUCAUGUGCUUUGACCCGGAUACAGACAAGUGGACACAGAAGGCUCCCAUGACUACAGUCCGAGGACUGCAUUGCAUGUGUACCGUUGGAGACAAGCUCUAUGUGAUUGGUGGCAACCACUUCAGAGGCACGAGCGAUUACGAUGAUGUUCUAAGCUGUGAAUACUACUCGCCCACUCUGGACCAGUGGACUCCCAUUGCUGCUAUGCUAAGAGGUCAAAGUGAUGUUGGAGUUGCUGUCUUUGAAAACAAAAUCUACGUGGUUGGUGGAUAUUCUUGGAAUAACCGUUGCAUGGUAGAAAUUGUCCAGAAGUACGACCCGGAAAAAGAUGAGUGGCAUAAAGUCUUUGAUCUUCCAGAGUCUCUUGGCGGCAUUCGGGCGUGCACUCUCACAGUGUUCCCACCGGAAGAAAACCCGGGGUCGCCUUCUAGAGAGUCCCCUCUGUCAGCACCUUCAGAUCAUUCUUAGAUCCAAGGGAAUGCCUUUUCAGUGUGUCGUGGAGAUUCUAGUUCCCCUCCAGUUGUCUCUAUUACUACCGUUAAUAGACAAAAAGGUAACUUAGGGGUGUUUGUUUGUUUGUUUAUUAAAUGACUAACAAGUAUAUUCUGAAAAAUGUGUUAAAUAUAUUUAGCUGUUUAACAAGUGGAAAAGAUCUAUAAAAGUUGUCUUUUGUGGUGUUACAUGUCCAGUUGUAGGUGAUCAUAGUGGAUGUGUAAUUGUCGGUUAUGCUACAAAGUUGAAAGUUUUGAUUUGACUGAAACAUCAAAUGGAGGUCCCCUGUUAUAAACUAAGAUAAUACAAGAUUGCCAAGGUUCAGCUACCUCCCUCUUGGAUAGUUUUUGACUGUUUGUUAAAUAGGCUAUGUGAUCACUCCUAGAAUAUAUUAAGUAUCUUAGGUAGAAAAAGUAGUAAAAAUAUUAGAAGAAAUAGUCAGAAUUUGUUAUCUCACUGGAGAAAAAAAUUUAAAGUGUGUACAUCGACAUGCUCACAUAAAAUUCAUGUGUACAUACGUAUAAACUUUUAGGAUCGAUAGAAACUUCGAUUGUAGUAAAAAUGAACUAAUGUUUUCUUCCAGAAAGCAGCUAAUUUUAUUUCGAUGGAAAUUCAAUCCAGAGAGUUAGUGUCUAAAGUCCUAAGCAAAAUUUAGGUAGUUAAGGGCUACAACAAAUUGACAGCCAAAUUUGUCAUUUAAUGAGAUUGUUUCUUUAAAUGAAAUUUAAUUAGUUUUUCUGUAUACUCUGCAUUUACAUGUAUAUACAUUAUUUAGCAAAAGCCAAGUUUCUGGGAAUUAUUUUUUCCCAAUUUUUUCAUUCGGCAAUGAAAUUUAAAUGAAAUUCGGCAAUGAAAGUUAAACAUUCUGAACAAAGCUAUAGGAUUUUGAGUUUGACCUCCCGCCUUUGUCACUCUGACAUGCUUGUUGUCUGAUUCUGAGUGAUUUCUGGUGCUGCAGCUGAUAAGCAUCCUGAGCUGUGUGAGCCCUCAAGGCUGAGGUCUGAGCAAACAGAUCCUGUUCCAUCAAAUCAGAAAUAGUCCUUUUCUCAAGCCUUGACUCAAGACCCCCUGACAAGCCAGCUGGUUUCUUUAAGGCAGGGCUAAAGUAGACCUUCAGUCUUCAGUACUGUGGGAAUACAUUCUGGCUGAGAAUUACAGGGGAAAAUCUUAAAGGGACAAAUGGCAUUAUAGUGGUCCUUGGUAAUAAGUGAUACUGAGUAUGUGCAUUCCUGGAAAAGUAGUUCAACUGAAGGAGAAAAAUGCACAUACAUAGAUGUGAGUAUGGCCAGCCCUGGGAGAGCAGUGCCAUUGACAGUCAGUCUCUCAGUGGAAUGCAGACCGAGGGAAAGGGUGUGACUUCUGGAAUCUGAACUUUACUUAUGCCCAUACAAGGGCUGAUUUAUUUUAAUGCUCUUUAUGAUUUCUACAUUGACAGAAAAUUUCUUGCUUUCUGUGUUUUUGUAAUGACUCCAUUUUUUUUAUUACUUAGAUUAGACAUAUUGAAUACUUUUAGAAGUUAAGGUAAAAAUUGCUACUAACUGUGUAAUGUGUAUUGAAUAAACAAGAAGAAUGAAUGCUUAUGUAUUUUGAAUAGCUUCAUUUUUCUCUUUGGUCAAAUGUCCAUGUCCUUUUCCUUGUGAUACCUAUUAGAAUUGCCUUGUUUUUCAUAUCAAGUUACAAAAUUUCUUCAAUAAAAUUAUUUAACCGGUA